Gallus gallus (chicken) is the source of this 940-nucleotide messenger RNA. RefSeq names its product eukaryotic translation initiation factor 2B subunit alpha (gene EIF2B1). The record is from RefSeq and is a predicted model, not a curated record. The transcript has 9 exons. The coding region runs from base 27 to 935 and encodes 302 amino acids. NCBI's taxonomy places the organism in Eukaryota, Metazoa, Chordata, Aves, Galliformes, Phasianidae. Gene Ontology annotation, cellular component: eukaryotic translation initiation factor 2B complex. Gene Ontology annotation, biological process: translational initiation. Gene Ontology annotation, molecular function: translation initiation factor activity; guanyl-nucleotide exchange factor activity.
GCCGCGCGGGGUCGGGCAGGGAGGCCAUGAGCACGGACGACCUGAUCGAGACCUUCAGGGCGCAGCUGAGGGACGACCCCGACGUCGCCUCGGCGGUGGCCGCCAUCCGCGCGCUGCUGGGCUUCCUCCGGCAGGACCGAGGAGAGACCAUCCAGGGCCUGCGGAGCAGCCUGCGCGAUGCCAUCGAUACGCUGUCGCGGGUGGACUCGUCGGUGGCCGUCAACUCCGGCGGGGAACUCUUCCUGCGCUUCAUCAGCCUCACCUCGCUGGAGUACUCGGACUAUUCCAAAUGCAAAGAAAUCAUGAUCGAGCGCGGGGAGAUCUUCCUCAGGAAGGUGUCUCUCUCGAGGAACAAAAUCGCCAAGCUGUGCCAUCCCUUCAUCAGAGAUGGAGCCAGGAUAUUGACACAUGCCUACUCAAGAGUGGUCCUCCGAGUGCUAGAAGCAGCUGUUGAGUCAAAGAAGCGAUUCAGCGUUUAUGUUACUGAAUCACAGCCAGACCAAGCAGGGCAAAAAAUGGCAAAAGCCCUGAGGAAACUGAACAUUCCUGUGACUGUGAUACUGGAUGCUGCAGUUGGCUAUAUUAUGGAGAAAGUGGACCUGGUCUUAGUCGGUGCUGAAGGUGUAGUUGAAAGCGGAGGCAUUAUUAACAAGAUUGGCACUAAUCAGAUUGCUGUGUGUGCCAAGGCUCAGAAUAAGCCAUUUUAUGUGGUAGCAGAAAGUUUCAAGUUUGUAAGACUUUUCCCCCUCAACCAGCAGGAUGUCCCAGAUAAGUUUAAGUACAAAGCAGACACUCUGAAAACAAGUCAGAAUCUAACAGAGGAACAUCCCUGGAUUGACUACACAUCACCAUCGCUUAUUACAUUACUGUUUACAGACCUUGGUGUGUUAACUCCAUCAGCUGUCAGCGAUGAACUCAUUAAACUGUAUCUGUAACUCAA